AUGUCGGAGUCUCUGCGUACUGCGCCAUUGUCAGACGAUGCGACCCAAAAUCGCAGCGUGAUUGACAAUGAGCAUGCCUCGGGUACUCGCCAUGCAUCUCGCCGCCCACCGGUACGGCCUCGGCCACAGUCCUGGCAUCCUUAUGGGCCGGUAGAACCACCACUGGAGUCAAAUACGUCAAGGUCUAUCGGGGUACAUGCGAUUUUGAACCCCCCAGCUCAGACAACUAUUGACGCCGUGAGCGGCUUGAGGGAUCCACGCAGCCUGCCCGGAACAGCAUCAACACGACCACGCAAAGGUUCUUCGCCAGGCCCUCGGACGAUGCACGCAAUGCAGCACCCAUUAUCUCCUAGAUCCAGUAUGCGGCCUGGAAUGAACCCCGGCUCGCCAUCAGCACGGUUUGUUGGCGGUGGGAGAAGUGGGCAGUCAAGCGUCUCUCACUCUCCAUUGGUUCCUCAUGAGCCUCUGAUGGGUCUACGACAGACCCCAGUGAGCUCCCCUCUGCCUUUGGAAUCGGCACUACGACCUAUUGCUUCAUUACCAGGGACUCAACCACCCGUGACCGCGUCUCUACAAUCUACACCUCGUCUUCAUUCUCGACGAACUAGUGCGGGACCAUUAACAAACCACAGAUCUCAGGAGACAAGUCCAACUACACCCCAUAUAACCCAUAAUCAUUUUGGGGCGGCGUCUCCGGCAGUCACCAUGACCUCAGUUCCACCAAAUAUCGCACCCUACGCAGCAGCACCGGCUCCCUACAUGACAAUGGAACCUAUGACGCGAGGAGCUCCCGCAACAGCUGGACCACGAAAUCUAGCCGAAGAAAGCGGAACGAGGGUGGCAAGCCCGGUACCAGGCACACCCGGCAGCGCAUCUUCUCUAGGUGGCCUAAUACCAUGCGUCAUGGACCUCAAAUCCGGAUCGAGCAGUCAGGCUGAAAAACGCAAAGCAAACAGUGAUGCUUCUCGCCGCUUUCGCAACCGCAAGCGCAACGAGGUUCAACUGGAGCAGCGACUAACAGCACAACAAGACGAGAUUCGUCGCCAAAGUGAAGAGAUCCGAGCCCUUGCUCACCAGCGAGACUAUUAUAGAUCUGAGCGUGAUUUCUUCCGUGAGCAUCUCGAUCGCUCAGUUUCUCUAAGCUCGUUACCACCGAGGCCGCCCUCGCCACGUCCGACGCCCGCUGCUGCACUUCUUCCUGCUCCAAAUGACACAGUGCCCGCCUCGUCGAGGCCGCAGGGAAGCUGGCCGGGCACUCCGGGCCCAGCGCCUUAUGCAUCUGUGCCUCAUGCUUCUGCGUCAACUUCUUUAGGGAGGGAUGUGGCAGCUUCUGGACCUCCGGUUUCUGGAGGGCCUUUGCCGCCGUUUCAAAGUUCAUGGCCCCGGUCAUGA
Molecule: messenger RNA, 1392 nt
Organism: Penicillium verhagenii
Lineage: Eukaryota; Fungi; Ascomycota; Eurotiomycetes; Eurotiales; Aspergillaceae
Exons: 1
Coding region: 1-1392 (463 amino acids)
Biological process (GO): regulation of DNA-templated transcription
Molecular function (GO): DNA-binding transcription factor activity
Source: RefSeq, a predicted model, not a curated record